Molecule: messenger RNA, 9495 nt
Organism: Manis javanica (Malayan pangolin)
Lineage: Eukaryota; Metazoa; Chordata; Mammalia; Pholidota; Manidae
Gene: LPAR1
Product: lysophosphatidic acid receptor 1
Biological process (GO): G protein-coupled receptor signaling pathway
Cellular component (GO): membrane
Molecular function (GO): lysophosphatidic acid receptor activity
Source: RefSeq, a predicted model, not a curated record
UUAUGAUGUUUAUUUAUUAAAUUUAGUAUAUAUUCAUAUGUUUUGCUUUAGAAAUUAAUGUUUGAUUGUGGAAUGCUGCUCCAAAUUUUGAUGGGGAUGUUACAUCAUGUAUGGGACUGUAGAACUGUUCUUAAAACCAGAAAAAUUUUGAAUUCUGAAGGACGUCUGACCUCGGAGUCUUCAAGAAGAAAAUGCGUUCCUCUGUUAGCAAUGAAGAGAUGGAAAUGAUACACUAUGGGAUCUAAAUUGGAUAAGGAAAAGGGGAGAAUAGGAAGGCAAUCUGUUGGGAAAAAAAGAUGCUUAAAGAAAUAGAUGACUUGGAAGAACUGAUAUACCAAGGGUGUAAUGAGAAAACUGGGACUAUGAAAAGUGCUAAGUAACUAAAAUGUAUGCAAUUUCCCAAGGGAGACAGUUCUGAAUGGUUAUGAAGUCCAGGGUGUGACCACAGGAGUGGGCAGCUGAGUUGUAAUAGAAUAGGUCAUUAGAGAUGAGGUCAAGCAACUGAGAGGAGAGAAAAUUGGAUGAAUAACCCAGAGUAAUCAGCAAGAUUUGGGGUGCGAUGGAACUUACAAGCCAAGCCCUUCAACUCUUCCCUGGACCCUGAUCUCUUUAAGAAACAGACAAGUGAAGUGAUAAGGAAUUAUGCAUCAUGUUCACAACCAUGAAUGAACCGCAGUGUUUCUACAAUGAAUCCAUCGCCUUCUUUUACAACCGGAGUGGAAAGUAUCUUGCCACAGAAUGGAACACAGUCAGCAAGCUGGUUAUGGGACUCGGAAUCACCGUCUGUAUCUUCAUCAUGUUGGCCAAUCUACUGGUCAUGGUGGCCAUCUAUGUCAACCGCCGCUUCCAUUUUCCUAUUUAUUACUUAAUGGCUAAUCUGGCUGCUGCGGACUUCUUUGCUGGGUUGGCCUACUUCUACCUAAUGUUCAAUACGGGACCCAAUACUCGGAGACUGACAGUCAGCACGUGGCUCCUCCGUCAGGGCCUCAUCGACACCAGCCUGACGGCGUCUGUGGCCAACUUGCUGGCCAUUGCGAUCGAGAGGCACAUCACGGUUUUCCGCAUGCAGCUUCACACACGCAUGAGCAACCGGCGCGUGGUGGUGGUGAUCGUGGUCAUCUGGACCAUGGCCAUCGUCAUGGGCGCUAUCCCCAGCGUGGGCUGGAACUGCAUCUGUGACAUUGAGCAUUGUUCCAACAUGGCGCCCCUCUACAGUGACUCUUACUUAGUCUUCUGGGCCAUUUUCAACUUGGUGACCUUUGUCGUAAUGGUGGUCCUCUAUGCUCAUAUCUUUGGCUAUGUCCGCCAGAGGACUAUGAGGAUGUCUCGGCAUAGUUCUGGACCCCGGCGGAAUCGGGACACCAUGCUGAGUCUGCUGAAGACUGUGGUCAUAGUACUCGGUGCCUUUAUCAUCUGCUGGACCCCUGGAUUGGUCUUGUUACUUCUUGACGUGUGCUGUCCACAGUGUGAUGUUCUGGCUUACGAGAAGUUUUUCCUUCUGCUUGCCGAGUUCAACUCUGCCAUGAACCCCAUCAUCUACUCCUACCGGGACAAGGAGAUGAGUGCCACCUUCAGACAGAUCCUCUGCUGCCAGCGCACUGAGAACACCAGUGGCCCCACAGAAGGCUCAGACCGCUCAGCUUCCUCGCUCAACCACACCAUCUUGGCUGGAGUUCACAGCAAUGACCACUCUGUGGUUUAGAAAGGAAACUAAGAUGAGAAGCCAGCCGUCAUUGAUUGAGGGAUGAGCAGACACCCCCUACCUAAAUGCCAGGGCCAGGUGGGGUGUGAGAAGAGGAAAAAUAAACUUUUGUACUCAAACACUAACCCAUGGCAGUAUUUGUUCCUAGACCCACAAGACUUGAUAUAUAUUGAGAAUUAGCUUAUGUGACAACCGUCAUCCUAAUCCCCAUUCCUUUUGAAAGUACAAAGUGGAGAUCUUGCAAUGGAAUUCCUAAACAGACUCUGGAGUGUCCAUUUAGGCUACACUAACUAGACUUCAGAAGAUGUGUGGUUUGGUGCAAGUCAGAAUAAAUUCUGACUAAUUGAAUCCACAAGUCCAUUUACAUACAGGCUUCCCUUUUUUACUUUUAAAGGAUACAUUUCAUUUAAUAAACAUGUUUAUACCUAUCAGCAUGCUUGUGAUGGUUAAGACUAUAGACUGUUUUUAAACUACCGUAACUCCCAUUUUUUUCCUUAUGUAGGAAAACUGUAAAUUAGAAUUAUUUUAGAAAGCAUACAUAUAAGGUAUGUAUGCAGUAGGCCUUACUUAAAAAAGAUAAAAAGGUGUUAAUUUUAAAUCUUCUAAGAAAUAGAACCCAGAUGUCAAAGCCAGUAUUUGUUUAGGUUAUGAAACAACCAAUCCCCUCAUCACAAUAUUACCUUUUUAUUAAAGUGUUGUAAUACAUAUAAAACAAACAGGGUAUAAGUUUAUUUCCAAAAGAAUAUAUAUACUUAAAAAGUCAUAGAAGAUGAAGCACAGAAAUAUUGUCCCCACAUAUUUAUAAAUGUAUAACAACAAGUACAUUCUAAUUAUCAGUGCAUCAGAGGAAUUUUUAACAGCCUGUAUUUUCCUGUAUUAUAAAAUAAUACACAGUUACUGUAGAAAACUUGAGAAAGCAGAAGUACGUAAAAGAGAAAAAAUACUGAUAAUAUCACAACCCAGUAAUAACCAUCAUUAACAACUUUAUCCCCUGUGUAUACCUCUAUGUAUGAUAUACCUUUUGAUAUAAUUGGGAUCAUGCUGUAAACACUUUUAUAACCAUUUUUUCCCCCACUGCAGUAUUGCCACAUUUUCCUACGGCAUUAAAAAUUUUACAAAAACAUCAUUUUAAUGACUGUAUAAUAUUCCACUUAAUGGGCACAACUCUUAUUUAACCAUUCCCAUAUUGUUGACUACUUACAUUAUUUCUAAUUUUCACUACUAUAAAUAAUGUGAAAAUUUGUGUACAUAAAAUUUUGUCCAUAUAAUUGAUUAUUUACUUAGGACUUAUUCCCAAGAAGGAUUUUUAAAAAAAUGUGAAAUGUCUUUUUAUGUUCUCUUAUAAAAAGGAUUUCCUGCUUUGCACCACAUGGGUGGCAACUGUGAGGAAAGACAGUUAAAUUACCUUUUUACAAAGGAAAUGCAGUAGUUACUUUAGUUGAGAGUGACCUAGAACGUCAACUGUUACAAAUUCGAGGAUGCCCUAGUUAAUAUCUCUAGCAAUUCCAAAAUUUCUUUGAGGGGCCCAUUAUCCAGCUCUUGGUAACCACAGCUGUAGUGUAGAAUUGAAGAAAAUGCAAAGACUCAAACAUGAAAAGUGAAUAAAGGAUCUUCUUAUUAAAUAGCUGGGAACCUUUCUGUACUAAUGGGUUGAGGGUGUCAGUAUGUGAUGUGACUGGAUACUGUGCAUUCUGUAGGAAUCACCCCCAAUAAGCUGCCCCCCUAUUAGGUGAUAACCUGUUUAAUGCAUUGUCCAGGUGAACUAGCAAUUGCACCAGUUUGUUAUAAGCAGUAAGUCAUGGUCAUGAAGCAGUUGUGGGAAAGUCAGGAGUGUGUUUAAGAGAAAGAUGUCCAGAAGAAUUGUCUAGGAAGGAGGCAGCUAGAGCAUGGUCAGCCUUUAAGAAGAGGGCAGACCUGCAAAGUGCCCAUGCCCACAGUGAAAACAAUGUGGGGAACCAGUUAGCAGAAAGGUGUUUGCACACAAUUUAUACAAAAUACAGAACAUUUUAUCUUGGAAGUAAAAGAAAUGGACUUGAACUUUUCCUCAUGUGCAUAUAUUCUGAAGGAGAUGUGGACUAUUUGAAAUUAAGAGCAUACUAAUUGGGCCUUAAUAAAUCGUUCUCAAUCAGUGUUUGGUAGCGUGUGGUUCUGGUCAGUGCUGCUGCUCUUGUUCAGGAACUUCCAGCUUGUAUGGCGUGGUGCAUUCCUUCUGCAACCUGCUUUAUUUCCCUGCCCCAAGGGCUUCUGAACUCUGAGGUGAAGCCACCAAUAUGUUUCCUCAGGUCAGAACUCCUUUUUUUUCCAGUUCAGUAUUAAGUCUUUCUAGUGUCCAAGGAUGAUGGUUUAUGUUGCAUGAAAGCGGGAACAUCUUGGGACAAUACCUUACUUCAAUGGUAUAGCUGUUAGAGUUUCUUUUGGAAGAAUUCUGAUUUUAUAAAAACUUUAUGACAACUUCAUGAAAAACCCUCACUAGGAGUUUACAAAGUGACUGUGAUCUUCAUGCUGAUUGAUUUAAUAACUAAUAAAAGUGACAGAUCCCUUCCAAUUAUAUGCUGAUUCUAUUCUUUUCAGUAUAUUGCUAAUAUGUUGGGGAAAGAUAACACAAUGUUUGUUCAAGUGAAUAUGUCAUUGAGUAUUUGAAAGAGGAUUCCAAACCUUUCAGUUUAGGUGGAUGUAAGAUUGUAGAAAUUAAAUGUCGUAGAACUCUUCUUCACAAAUUAGCCACCUCUUAGUAUUCCCUUUUUAUAAAUUAGUGAAGCCCUAAUUUCCUAGACUCAGAAUGUCAGCUGAUAUCAUACAGUUACUAUUACCAGGCUUCCAGUUAACUGUUGCUUUAGAUCCCAUCAUUCAUCUUCCUUCUAAUGUAGUCCAUUAGUCUCUUAACUUUUGCAGUGUCAUUUUCUGAUAUUGUUUCUAGCUCUUCUUCUUAAACCCAGUGUGUGGUUUCUACUAGAUGAAAACUGUAGAAACACGUCAUGAGGCAGGUGUGGGAAACGUAGGUUAUUUCUAAUUUUCACUAUUAUAAAUAAUGUAAAAAUUUUAUGUAUACAAAACUUUGUCCAUGUAAUUGAUCAUUUACUUAGGACUCAUUCCCAUGUUGAGACCUUUUGAAAAAAAUUAUUUUUUUUAACAGCAAGUGAGCUUCCCCUGACUCCAAACCCUCAGAAGAAUUGGGGUUGUUUUGUGUGUUGGGCUGGGCCUGGAUUAGGCACCGUCUGACCAAGAAUAUGUGUAACUAAGAGCCAAAAUGGGUCAUCAGUCUUCCAAAGUGGGGUCUGUUUAUUCUGUAACAUUCCCCUGUACCUUGUAUAGUCUAUAUAUAAAAUUCUCUAAUUCUUUCCUGGAAUUUAUGAUGCUCAUAUUCACAGAGUAUUUACUAAUGAUCUGUUUAAUGAUGUGGCAUGUAUAGACCAUUUUAAACCCUAAACCAGAGGUUGGCAAACUAAGACCCAUUGGCCAAAUCUCUAUGACUUGUUUGCUAAGGAUGGGUUUUACAUUUUUAAAUGACUGGGGUGGGGAGAAGGGGGGAGAAUUGGAAUAUUUUGCAACUCAUGGAAAGUAUAUGAAAUUCAAAUUUCAGUGUCCAUAAAUAAAGCUUUAUUGGAACACAUCCACACUCAGUUACUGUAUUGUUUCUGGCUGUUUUUGUACUACAGUAGCAGAACUGAAUAUUUGCAACAGACACUGUAUCUCAAAGCCCAACAUAUUCACUAUCUGCCCCUUACAGAAGAGGUGUGCCAACCCCUGAUUUAGAGAAUUCUAUGUUCAAUCAUGCUAUCCUCAUUGGACCAUGUUCAUUGGAAGAGGAAAGAGAAAUUGAGUACACCAUGAUCUCUUGAGCUGUAGACUCCAGGAAAAAAUAUCAGUUGCAUUUUUUAUACUACACAUAAUUUUUAUUUUGAAAUAAUCUCAAACUGGGAGAAAAGUUUGCCAAAUUUACAGGACAUUUUUCCUGAACAUUUGUAUGUUGUCAACAUGACACCCCAUCAUCCUUGAAUACUGUGUAAUUCCUACAGACAAAGAUAGUCCCUUUCAUAAACUCAAUACACCCAUCAAAAUCAGGAAAUUAACACUGAUACAUAAACUAUUAUUUAAUUCAAAGCCCCAUUCCAGUUUCACCGAUCUUUCCAAUAAUGUCCCUUAUAGCAAAGUAAAUUAAGGAUCACUGGUUGUAUUUAGUUAUCAGAUCUCUUGAAUCUUCAGUGGUGAACAGUGUCUUGGUCUUUUCUUGACCUGCAUGAUCUUGUUAUUUACAGGUCGCAGGCCAGUCGUGUUGUAGAAUUUGGUUUGUCCAAUAUUUAUGAUUGGAUUCAUAUUAUUUAUCUUUAAAUAACAUAGAAGUGCUACUGUGGUUCUCACUGUAUCACGUAGCACAUGGCAUUGAUCUGUUCUAUUACUGGGUGAUGUUGAUUUUGACAACUUGAUUAAUGUUUCUUCACUAUGAAGAAAAUUACUCUUUUUUGUUUCCUCCUUGGCAAUAAGCAUUUUGUAGGAAAUAAUUCUGUUCCUCAUUAAAUUUUAGCACCUAGUCUUAACACCCGCUGAUAUUUCUUGAAUGAAUUAAUCAUUACUCUGCUGGUUGCCAAAUGAUGAAUUUCUAAUUCUCUUUUCUCUUCAAAAAGUUUGUUAGCUUCCUACUGUAGGAAAAAGUUCUGUCCUUUCCCAUUAAUUUAUUUGUUUAUUUAUACCAGUAUGGGUUCAUGGAUCCAGAUUUUAUUCAGUUAGUUGUAACGUUGCAAUCAUUUUUAAAUUACAGUUUCUUUUUGAGAUAAUUGUAAACUCAUAUGCAGUUGUAAGAAAUAAUAUGGAGAUCCCUAUGCCCCUUACCCAGUUUCCCCCAGGGGUGAUAUCUUGCAAAACCAUGGUGUAACCAGGAUAUUGACAAUUGAUACAGGAGGCAAGGUAUAGAGCAGUUUUAUUACAAUGAUCCCUCUGUUAUACUGUUAAUAGCCAAACUCAUCUCCCUUACCGCCAUCCUGAGCCCUAGCAACCACUACUGGUCUGUUCUCCAUUUCUUCAGUUACAUUUUAACAAUUUUUUUCAUACUGAAACUCCUAAAACUUCUUUAUAACUGGUUUCAAGGUAUGGGGCUGACAGUUCUCUAGGGGUUAUGUGUGUGUGUGUAGUCUAGAGAGAGAUUUCUGUGAUUCUAAAAGCUACACAAACUUAAUAAAUGCUCCAAGGAAUACAGAAAUUAGUAAAGUAGAAAGUAAAAAUCUCUCCUGUAGGGUGGAAGCUAGACCACAGAUAUCUGCUGUAUAUAUUACCUGGUAAACAUGGACAUUUUCAAAGUGAUUUUACACUUCUCUGUUGUUGAAUUUUCAAUGUCUUCCCUUUGGCAGCAAAGGAGCCAGAAUUCGUCUUGUUUUGUAUUAAAAUGGUAAUUGGUUCUCAUCUUACCUCUUGCAUCUUUCAGGAGAGGAAUCUUAUUUUACACUGUAUGCUUCACCUCACAUAACACAGUGCUAAACAGUAUUUUAAACUUGCUUGGUUAAAUGAAGUAAAAUGUGUGAGCCACAAUAAAGGCAUUUUGACCAAGAAAUGCUCCAUGGUUCUACAACCCUGAUGAAGUUUUUCUUCACACUUUAGAAUAUUGCAGUUAAAAUUAGGUAGGAAUAAUGAAAAAACAAGAUCAAGGCCUUUGACAUCAUGUUUUGUCAAUAUUAGUUUGUGUUUUCUGAGUGUGUCUUCUUUAACUUAUUUCAGCAUGCUUUGGAAAGAUUUUUUAUUACUGUAGGUUGAAUUUGUGGUGUGAUGUACAGCUUCCAGAAGACAUUAAUGUAAUUUGUAUUUUGAUCUUUGCAAUGACCCUAUUGAAACUGUGUAUCAGAAAAAAUUGGGGGCCUAAUAUUUGUUGCAGAAUUAUUUGAAUCUAAUUACAUAGUCUUUAUAUUGUAAUCCAUAACUCCUCAUGUAUUUAUCUUGACUCCAUAAACAAAUUAUGAUUUUAAUCCCUUAAAGAACUUAGCACAUGCAGUAGAAUUAAUAGAAGAUAACAUGAAGUCAGGAACAGGUGUAUGAAUUGUUCUCUGGGUGCUCGUGUUACAGGUAUGCCUAUAUCUCAAGCUAGAUUAUAAAUUCUUUGAGAAUGAGAUGAUCUUGUACUCUUGCUUCCGUUUUAUGAUCCAGAUGACUGGGACAAAACUAAAAAUAUGGUGCCAUUUACUUAAUGUUUCCUGAUUGAGAACUAGAAAACCAUAACUCAGUGUGAUAAUUGUUAUCACUAUCUCAUUAUUUAUUGAUUCACAAGUACCUUUUAAGAGCCUUCUAUAAAUGAGGCCCAAGUGGUAACUGCUGUGAAUGAUAUUAUGCAAGUUCUUAAAUGGAGCUUAGAAUUUGGUAGCAGUGAUGGGAGAAAAUGGGGAGAAAUGAAUCAGUUAAGAUUACAAAUUGUAUUGAGUUACAAGGGAAACUAUGGCAUGACAUAGAAAUUAAAGGAAAUAAAAGGACUAAAGAAGGUGAGGAGAGGAACUACCUUUCAAAGGGUAGUUUAGGGAGGUUCCAUCUUUGGAUAGGAACUGCCUUUUCAAAACCUGCACCUUGGGCCUGAACUGCACAAAUGUGUGGUUCCAUCAAGCUCUUGAGCUUGCAUGCACUCUGGUAACCAGUACAUCAAACAACCAUUUGGAAAAAUGGCCAUACAUCUAGCAAAGGUAGGUAGGAGUUCCCAGCAAGAUGUGUAAAUACUUGGUGAGAGAAUGCAUGUCAUUUGGAGAGAAGAGCAAGUAUAGCUUGUGAGGCAGAGGCUUAAUAGGCAGGCUGGCAUGAUGUCUUAAGUGAUUUUGAAUCAUUUUAUUCUGAAAAUUGUGGAGAGUGGGUUAAGCAUUUAAGUAAAGGAGUGGCGCUGUCUGGUUUUCAUUUCAGAAUAAAAGUAAAGGGAGCCCGGAGGUAAAGAACAAGAUUAGAGGCUGUCACAUUAAUGAUGAAAGACAAAGUAAUGGAGGUGCAGAGAAAGAGAAGAAUGGAUCUGAGAGGGGUGUGGGACCUGGUGACUGUGGGGGUAAGGUCAUAACCCUAUGAUGUUGGCCACUGGAUGAAUGGGGAUGUGAUAUGGUGAGAUAACAGAAUGAGGACUAAGUUUACAGGGAAAAGACUGAAUAAAGUUUCAGGAAUCUAUGAGCCAUCCAAGGAGAAUGAGACACUAGGGAAUGGGCUAUGUGAUACAUGAAGUUCAGGAUACAUCUCUGGACUGAAGAUCCAGAUUUUGGAGUUUGAUUUCUCUUACGAUAUCCUGCCACAUUUCUCAAGACAGGAAGCCUGGAGACUUUGAUCUGUUUGAAUAGAAAGAAAAGGAAGGACAUGGAGAAAUAAAAAAGCAGAACUUAAUAUCUGAAAAUGUUUUCCAGAAAUAUGUAGAGAUGUCUCUUUUUAACAAAAUGAGGUUAACCAUAUUUAACAUUUGUUGUUGUUUUAAUUUGGUAAUAUAGCCAAGGUUGAUACAUGCAUAUCUACCUCACUGUGUAAUUGAGGUAGAGAUUUUUAGAGAUCAUCUAUAUCUUAUUUCCCCUUCCUUCCUGGGAUUUUGGAAACUACAAUUCUGUUAGUUGACUCCAUGUGACUAGUUAUGACCAGUGGAUAUGACAAGUGUGAUUUCUAGGCUGAGGAAAUAAAAAGUCCCUGGGCUGCUCUCCAGAACUUAUUUUUUCCUGAAAGCCAAGCACAGAAAUGUGAACAUUGAGGAGAGCAAAGAACCCAUCAGCCUGGGACCUUUAGUGUAGAGUAAAAUCCCUGCCAACUAACCAUCCCAAACUGAAUGUAUAGCAUGACCAAGAAAUAAACAUUUUCUGUGUUUA